Messenger RNA from Ilex paraguariensis (yerba mate), 1074 nucleotides. Lineage: Eukaryota; Viridiplantae; Streptophyta; Magnoliopsida; Aquifoliales; Aquifoliaceae. The record is from the annotation of a GenBank genome assembly.
AUGGACAUGUCUCACUAUAUUCGGCAUAACCCAACUUAUCAUUUAAAACCAACCCAAUUCCCUGUGUCUCUGACAUUGCCAUCCACAGCCCUAGAGUUUGGAACGGGCCAACUUCAGAAACAAGAGCUCUCGGAACCUGGAAAAUUUUUUGAUAGGCAUCUCGGAACCCAGAGUCUAAAAUGGGUUAUGUUGAGCUUGCAACUGUGUGAGAAGAUGGUUGGGAAUUCACUAGUCCAUGUCUCAACAAGCCCCGGCAUUUUUUCUUCAAAUCUGAUCAGACCAACUGGAACUGGGUCUGUGAAUUUUUCGCUAUGUCUACCUCCUAGACCAAGAAAAAAAGUUCUUAAUGUAAGAGCUUCUUCUACCGAGAUAGGUCACAGCCAACAACCCACUUCCUCUUCUGAACCGAAGAACCCCCUUUCAGUUGUUUUAGAUGUUCCUAAGAAAAUUUGGAGGCAAACUUUGAGGCCAUUGAGUGAUUUUGGGUUUGGUAGGCGGAGUAUUUGGGAAGGUGGGGUAGGUUUGUUUCUUGUAUCUGGCACGGUUCUCCUUGCUCUUAGUUUGGUUUGGUUGAGGGGGUUUCAAUUGCGGUCGAAAUUCAGGAAGUAUUUGGCUGUGUUUGAGUUUGCUCAGGCUUGUGGGAUUUCUACUGGAACGCCUGUUAGGAUUAGAGGGGUCACUGUUGGCAAUGUUAUCAGAGUUAAUCCUUCCUUGCGAAGUAUCGAAGCAGUUGUUGAGGUUGAAGAUGACAAAAUAAUUAUACCUCGGAACUCGUUGAUUGAGGUGAACCAGUCUGGUCUUCUCAUGGAAACCUUGAUUGAUAUUACACCUCGAGAUCCUAUUCCAACACCUUCAGUAGGGCCUCUUGACCAAGAUUGUGGUAAAGAAGGUCUAAUUGUAUGUGACAGGCAAAAGAUAAAGGGAUAUCAAGGGGUGAGUUUGGAUGCCUUGGUUGGGAUAUUCACCCGCCUAGGACGUGAAGUAGAAGAAAUCGGUGUUGCCAAUACCUAUUCCUUAGCUGAACGAGUUUCAUCUGUUAUUGAAGAGGCAAGACCACUGCUUACAAAGGUGUGA